CUAUAAUUUGUUAUAUUUCAAGGGACUGAAGCAAUUUUUGGAUGGAGCUGAUAAUGGAGUCAUCUAUUUCAGUUUGGGGAGUAACGUGAAAUCCAAAACCAUGUCAAACGAAUUCAAAAAAGCCAUCGUAGGAGCCUUCGCUGAAAUACCGUACAAAGUUCUUAUGAAGAUAGAUGGUGAGCUGGAAGGCAUAUCCAGCAAUGUCUUAGUCCAAAAUUGGAUGCCACAACAAGAUAUUCUCAGGCAUCCCAAUAUAAAAUUGUUUAUAACCCAAGGAGGACUACAAUCUCUCCAAGAAGCAGUGACAAAUGAUAUACCUCUAAUUGGUAUUCCAUUCUUUGGAGAUCAGAUAACGAAUAUAAAUAAAGUGGUUAAAUGGGGGUAUGGAAUAAAGCUGGAUAAAAAGAAAAUCUCGAAAGAAGUACUUUUAUCUGCCAUAAACGAGGUGAUGACCAAUCCCAAGUGAGUACUAAAAGGGUAAUA
Leptinotarsa decemlineata (Colorado potato beetle) is the source of this 483-nucleotide messenger RNA. RefSeq lists its product as uncharacterized. The record is from RefSeq and is a predicted model, not a curated record. Lineage: Eukaryota; Metazoa; Arthropoda; Insecta; Coleoptera; Chrysomelidae. Gene Ontology annotation, molecular function: UDP-glycosyltransferase activity.